This is a messenger RNA of Taeniopygia guttata (zebra finch), 4258 nucleotides long. It is a transcript of the gene TSLIG3B, whose product is annotated as family with sequence similarity 98 member B. Gene Ontology annotation, cellular component: tRNA-splicing ligase complex. Lineage: Eukaryota; Metazoa; Chordata; Aves; Passeriformes; Estrildidae. The record is from RefSeq and is a predicted model, not a curated record.
GCGGUGGCGGGCGCGGGUUGCGGCGGGCCGGUUUGGGGCGGGCACCGCACGGCGCGGCGCCGGCAUGAGGGAGCCGCUGCCGGGCCCGGGCAUGGAGAGCGACAUCUUGGACGCGCUGGAGGCCCUGGGGUACACGGGUGCCCUGUUGGAGGAGGAGGCUCUGAAAAAAGCAGCAGAAAAUGGAUUGUCUUCACCUGAAUUUUUUGAGCUUUGCAUUUGGUUAGGUUCCCAGAUAAAGUCACUUUGUAAUAUGGAAGAAAGCAUCACUGCAACAGAUGGUGUAAAAGAUAUAGAGAGCUUCCAGCUUGAAAUUAGUGGCUUUCUGAGAGAAAUGGCUUGUCCGUAUUCGUCACUGGUGUCCGGAGACAUCAAAGACAGAUUAAGAGAGAAGGAAGAUUGUCUUAAACUCCUUUUAUUUCUAAGUACAGAACUUCAGGCUUUAAAGAUACUGCAGAGCAAGAAAAUUAAAGGCUCUCACUUGGAAAAGCACAAUGAAAUUAUUCAGGAAGUGCAAGCUAUUUGUGAUGCACUGGGUCUACCAAAUGCCUCAUCUUCUGGUAUUCCUCCCUUGUUAACCAGUGUGGAACAAAAGGUGAAGGACAUUCUCUCAAAAGUUAAAAAUAACCAUGUGGGGAAAUCACUGCUAACAAAACCUCUGAACUCUGACCAAGUGGAAAGAUUGGAAAAAAUCAAUGAUGCUCUUUGUAGUGAGUACGAGUGUCGACGGCGGAUGUUGAUGAAGAGGCUCGAUGUGACUGUGCAGUCUUUUGGCUGGUCUGAUAGAGCAAAGGUAAAAACAGAUGAAAUAGCACGGAUCUAUCAGCCCAAGCGCUAUGCGCUGUCUCCAAAGUCCACCAUUACAUUAGCUCACCUGCUUGCUGCUCGCGAGGAUUUGUCCAAGAUCAUAAGAACAAGUAGUGGGUCCACACGGGAGAAGACAGCCUGUGCUAUCAACAAGGUUCUGAUGGGGAGGGUCCCUGACCGUGGAGGCAGACCAACAGAAAUUGAACCACCUCCUCCUGAAAUGCCUCCAUGGCAAAAAAGACAAGAAGGUGGUGGAAGAGGUGGCUGGGGAGGUGGUGGUGGUGGUGGUGGAAGGGGUAACUGGGGGGGUGGAGGGGGCAGAGGAGGAGGAGGUGGAGGUUUCAGAGGUGGUGGAAGAGGUGGGGGCGGCUACCAGGGUGGGGGCAGCUACCAGGGUGGGGGCGGCUACCAGGGUGGGGGCGGCUACCAGGGUGGGGGCGGCUACCAGGGUGGGGGUGGCUACCAGGGUGGAGGUGGCUACCAGGGUGGGGGCGGCUACCAGGGUGGAGGUGGCUACCAGGGUGGGGGCGGCUACCAGGGUGGAGGUGGCUUCCAAGGUGGCAGGGGAGGUUAUGGUGGCAGGGGAGGCUAUGGUGAUCCAUAUGGUGGAAGGGGAGGGGGAGGAUACCGAAGAUACUAGAGCACUGUACAUCUUAACAGAACAACUGGCAGAAUAUAGUGGUGGUGUUUACUGGUACUAGGAAUUUAGAUUUGUUGACUUGGGUUUAGGUUAGAAUUAAGUAUGACCAUAUGAGUAAUUUCAUUAGACCAACCGAUGUUCUGAGUUCUCUUAGUUAACUGAAGUUUUAUACUGAAAUCUGAUGACUGAAGUCCUUGUUUUUCGUACUGCUUAUAUGGUGUUUUUUAUUAUGUCAUUUUAUUUAAAAUAAGUCUCAUAAAACUGAAUAAAACACUUUGUAAACAAACAAAAAUGUAUUAAUGGUCAGACCUCUCCAGUUAUUGCAUGUUGUAUGUCUACCCUCUUGCUCCAAAAUGUUGUGUAGAUAAAACAAAGUAGGCCUAAGAACUGGAUGAAACCACUUUUAAAAGACUCAAGAAUGCUGCUUUCAGGCUUAUUCUCUUCAUGUCAUUGUUCUUCAAUCAUAGUUUUCAUGAAAAUUAAUUCAUUAAUUCACUCAUGUAAAUGAAUUUUAAUUUCAAAUGUUAAAGUCCUUAAGGCUUUGAUCAAAAUUACUCAAUUAGAUUUGAUUAUUCUUGUAGAACUGCACAUUAUAGUAAUAGUAUGAAUUAAUACUCUGCACAAAUUAAUCAAAUCAGGUUAUUUUUUAUGUUCAUAAUGUAUCAAACACUCUUUAAUGGUCAGAGCAUGUGAUGACUGUAAAGUCAUCAUAGUGAGUUUUGAUUGUGUCUUAUUUUCAUUUUACCUGUUUUCCAUUGUGGAUGUUUCAUGAAAAAAUUUUAAAAUCAGAUUGGGCAGAAAAGCUGCAGCCAUCAUUUCUGGUAUGAAUUCAUGUGUAUAUCCUUGUGUAUCAGCUUUGAGACACAAAAUUUAAAUAAGCUGAGCUUUAUAAGAAAGAACAUGACAUUUCUUCUCAUCUUUUUUACUUUCCCAUUGUUUUUUUUUUAAUUAUUCUAUUCUCCCUUACCUUUUCUCAGUGAUUUCUCUCUCUGCCAACCUAAAAGAAGCCCUGUGUUGACAUGGUAUGGGUGGGUGCCUUGUCCAUUACAUACACUGUUAGUCUAGAAGGAGUUAGCUGCCAUACCAUCAUGGCUGUAAAUAGAUGCAGAGAGGAAUUAAAUUUAGAACUGUCACUUAAAAAGUCAGUUCCUGCUGCCCGAUAUCUUUUAGAUCGCCCAUGUUGUGAGGCCGCUCCUGAAAACAGAGGUAGAAAGGGGGUGCCGCCUGAGUUGGUUCUCAUGACAGCGUUUAUCAGGGUCAGGUCACUACAGAGAGAUUCAGGAAGGCAUCUGAUUAACCUUGUGUGUCAGAUGAUUAAAUAGCACAGCGGUCUUGAAGCACUUGUAAUUGUAGGCAUAACUGCAGGUUGAACUUUUAGAUUUGAUUUUGGAUUUAUGUUCCUCAGUUACAAGUUCUUUCUGCACAAGUUUCCUAUUGGUGUCCAUUGGGACACUUUAAAGAUGUUUGGUUUUUUUUUUACCUUCAUGAACAUACAUAUCAUGUCCUGUUUCAUUGGUAACUUCAUGCAUGAAUGUAAAGUUCUGUUCCAAAUCAAAUUAUCUUUCAAAAGGUUUUCUUCUGUUAUUUCCUCUUUCAUCAGUUUGCUUGAGAAUGCUGCUUCUAAUGUGAUGUGUAUGGCAUUACCGGGGCUUUAGGGUCACAGCAGGUGCCUGAUAAAAAGCAGCAGAAAUUUUGCUUGCUAGAACAUGUUAGCUGGGAUGUGAACUUUUGCAGUAAUGGUUUCAUGUCACCCAACUGCUAGCACUGUAGUUCCUUUGCCAAAUUUUUAUUAUGCCUCUUACUUGCCUAAGCUCUUGGCAGCCUCUGCAGUCAUUAUGGAGAGACACCUCAUGGGUCACAUGGGAGCACAGUACUGGUUCUCUUGAUUCUGAGAUUGGUUUUUGCCUAACGCUCUGCAAUAGCUCCCAAACCAAUGACUUACCAAAUGAGGCUGCUGGCCUUGGAGCAAAGUGUUGCUCAGCAAAGGAGUAGAGAGCAGCUUUUUAACAACCAAAGCUUUAAGAUUAAAUCUUUUUGCUCAUCCCAGUGUUACUUUUUGCUACAGAUAAUCAGCAGUCAAACGUGUGGCUUCAUCAAGGAACUACACUCAGAAAAAAAAAAUGACUUAUCUAUGCCUAAAGGUUUCAUUAGUCUUAGGAUGCAAGAUUGCAGCAGUUUAGUUAGAUUGUUGUAACUGCAGAUGUAGAUGUGCCUUGGUGUUUUACGCUCAUCAGUCUAUCCUGUUAGUAGGCAGGACAGUUCUGAAUGAAGUAAAUCAUCAAGUGAAGCAGAUACAUGCCCACUUCAAUUCUAAGUUAAAUUAUUUCAGUAUCAUAUUUCAGUUAUGUGUAUGUAGACCAUAUAAAAUAUGGAAAUACAAACGGCUGGAGAUUUUCUUUUUUCAUCUGGCCAUGUCAGUUUUUCUUAAAUAACUUGAAAAUGUGAAGCCAGUAGUUAAAAAAUAAAGUAAGCACCACCAUAUUUCAUGGAGGUAUCCUUUGCUGUCCUUUUGUCAGAAUGUAUGCUUUUAAUUUCUUAAACAAUGCAAUAACACCAUGAAAGUAAUUGAUUUAAACCUCAAGUUUUGUCAUGAAAAAAAGUAUUUGCAAAAAUUCUGUUGUAAGUAAAAGAUCUUCAUAUAUAUGUUUGUGAACAUUUUUGUGUUUAUUCGCACUUAAGGAAUACCUAAGUUAAUAUUGUUUCGUUUGUUGAAGAUCUGAAAAAAAAAGGCUGGGGAUUUUUUUCAGGAAUUGAGAGAGACACUCUUGUCAACAGCUGUAAACACUGAGGAAUAAAGUACUGUAUUUGCAAUUA